This is a messenger RNA of Pelobates cultripes (western spadefoot toad), 462 nucleotides long. NCBI's taxonomy places the organism in Eukaryota, Metazoa, Chordata, Amphibia, Anura, Pelobatidae. The record is from the annotation of a GenBank genome assembly.
AUGGAGGACUCCAUAUCUGUGUCUGCCACAGAUUUAGUGGAUGCCUCACUUAGAAGCAGCCCCAUCAAUGUUAGAAAGCUCCAUAAGAGAGCUUUACUUGCCAGGGAUCUAUCCUCUUCAUCUUCUGAGGAGGAUAUGGUUCCAGUUUUACAUAAAAAGAAUAAAGAAAGGCAGCUGGUCUCUUCUGCCAGUUACUCGUCGGAGGAAAAAAAUUCUGCUCCUCCUUCCCCUCAUACUCGUUUGAGUAUGCGAAAAAUUCAAGGGACAGGAUCCCAAAAGAGGAAUAGUGUGGACAAAUCUCGUUGGAGGUUAGAUAGUCUUUCUCCUUCCUCUUCUAGAGCGUUUGCUCAUGCUUCCUCCCAAAGCCAUUCCAGUUCUAGACACGGCUCUCCAGAAAUAGAGCGUUUGCUCAUGCUUCCUCCCAAAGCCAUUCCAGUUCUAGACACGGCUCUCCAGAAAUAG